AUGGAUAUGAUGUCAGUCAGCACGGCGGCCUUCGCCCCCGCUGCAGCUUCUGGCUCCGACCUGCAUUCGAUCCUAAGCUCAACCGGUCCUGCCAGAGCAGCGACGUCCACUUCCUCGCUCAAUUCCCUGAAUGACUACACGAACUAUCCUCUCAUCCGUCAGGGCGAUCGCACGUACUUGCGCGACCCCGAAAGUCUGUACCCUUUACCAUGCGAUCUCCCGGAAAUUCAUCGCCAAACACUGCGCUCUCUAAUGCUGCUGCGUGUUUUCGGAGGCCCUUUCUGCAACCCAUACUUUGCUGAUCGCCCUCCCCAGCGUAUCCUCGAAAUCGCAUGCGGAUCGGGUCUCUGGUCAAGCUUGUCUCAUGACUAUUUCGCCCGUCGUGGCGCUCGCAAUGUUGCUUUCCACGGUAUUGACCUCGUUUCCUUAGCGCCCGACUUGCGCAAAAAGGGUGUCAAUUGGCAAUUUAAGCGCCAUGAUCUACGGAAGCCUCGUUUGCCUUUCCCCGACGAUUAUUUCGAUUUUGUCUUCAUUAAGGAUGCGUCGAUGUGCCCCUCCAGUCCAGCACAGCAGGCGUCUGGCUUGAGCGAGCCAUUGCGAGUUCUCAAACCGGGCGGUGUCCUGGAAGUAUGGGACUCCGAUUCGGUGUUCCGAUCAUUGCUCCCUAAUCCUGCACCCGCUCGUAAAUUAGCAUCGAGAGAACAAGAAAUUGCGGAUGCGACCGCUACCUACACAUUUUCGCCUGCCACCCCAUUCACACGAGUGCAGAACAAGUUCCUUCAAGACUACAAUUCUUGGGCUGAGAAAGCAUUCGACCAUCGCAAACUCACUGCACUACCUUGUGCCACGAUUGGACUUUCCUUCAACUCCGAGGUAGACGUCUUGGAGAAAGUGGAUAGCCGCCGAAUUGCUAUACCGCUAGGCGACUUACGAUGGGAACGAGAAAGCAAGGACUCUAGCGGCGGCGCGCGCAAGCAAUUAACGGCAGAUCAAAUGUCUAUCCGGCGCACAGCUCUUUUGACCGUGAUCCAGAUGAUCGAGGGCAUGGAGCCUAUCCUCAUGGAGGCCAGCGGGAAGAGUAGAGAUGAAUGGGAUAGGUGGUGGACAGCCAUGAUGGCCGAUGUGUUCCAGAAAGGGGGCCUUGCAAACGGCGAAUGUUUGGAAGUGAGUGCUUGGUGGGGUCAAAAGAAAACCCCUAGCACGAAGAAAUCAUAG
This is a messenger RNA of Aspergillus bombycis, 1215 nucleotides long. Its product is annotated as class I SAM-dependent methyltransferase. Lineage: Eukaryota; Fungi; Ascomycota; Eurotiomycetes; Eurotiales; Aspergillaceae. The transcript has a single exon. Gene Ontology annotation, molecular function: methyltransferase activity. The coding region runs from base 1 to 1215 and encodes 404 amino acids. The record is from RefSeq and is a predicted model, not a curated record.